UUUGUAUCGGGUUUUUCGAUGUUUAUAAAGUGAUAGUGGGAAGUUUAUACAGAUAAUCGUAAUUCCAUUGAGAUAUAGUUUAAUGACAAGCGUGUAGUGAGUAGUACGCGUAUCUCUGUCUUACAACGAUAUAUAUCAUGGAUCAGCCGAAGAUUGAACAGAUUGUCGAACCCAAAGACCAUUCGAAGAAGGAUCAAACCUUCAGAAUGGUUCACAGAUAUUGUACAGAAAUCAGGAUGAGAUUCACGAAAUGUAUGCAAGAUUAUAAUGCUUAUGAGAACGUUGAUGCAGCAGCGAAAUAUCUGAGAUCGAAACCUUCCUUAUUAGCAGCUAUAAUCGCUGUGACCUUUGCAGUCGGUCUUCCAGUACUCCUGUUUACUCUUUUCGCAAUAACAACCAUUAUCUGUACAUUUACAGGAUUUAUACUUAUUGAAGGGACAAUAUUGGCAUUCGGAACUAUUCUCUUAUGUGGAGUGCUGCUGUCUAUAAUAACGUCAAUACUGAUGCUCGGAACAUGCCUGAAUAAACACAGUAAUUGCAAAAACACCACUUGGAGGGCCGUUGAUCAGUCAUAAUAUUUUUAAACUGAA
This is a messenger RNA of Neodiprion fabricii, 590 nucleotides long. RefSeq lists its product as uncharacterized. The transcript has 5 exons. The record is from RefSeq and is a predicted model, not a curated record. The coding region runs from base 138 to 575 and encodes 145 amino acids. Lineage: Eukaryota; Metazoa; Arthropoda; Insecta; Hymenoptera; Diprionidae.